Oryzias melastigma (Indian medaka) is the source of this 812-nucleotide messenger RNA. RefSeq lists its product as uncharacterized. The record is from RefSeq and is a predicted model, not a curated record. Bases 88 to 765 code for a protein of 225 amino acids. The transcript is spliced from 6 exons. NCBI's taxonomy places the organism in Eukaryota, Metazoa, Chordata, Actinopteri, Beloniformes, Adrianichthyidae.
CUCACCUGUACUUAAAACGCUGAAUGAUUUUUGCACUCGUUGGACUGAUUUAACCGGAGUGGUUGGUUUACACACAGCUCAGACAAGAUGCUUCUUCACAUUCUUUUCAUCGUUUUCCUUUUUUUGAACUCAAUAAAGUCCCAGAAAAACACUACAGGAAUCUUUCAGACCACAGAAACAGUGACGACAGCAAAAGCCUCCACCGUCACAGAAAUCCAACCUGGUGUUCAGCUGUUGGCCUCACCAGACUACCCCGUUUCAGAAGGUCAGAGAGUGCAGCUGCAGUGCAAACUUCUCAGUGGUUCAACGGUCAGCGUCGACUGGACUUGGCAAGUCCUGAAAGGUCAGACAUGGAAAGAGGUCGAUAGCGAUGGGGAGCUGAUACUUACUAAACCGGAGCAAAGUGGCGUGUACCGCUGCCUGGCCGGAUCCAACUGGAGCCAAAACCACACGGUUUCCAUCGUUGCCAUAAGAGCUUCAAUGGGGGAGGUUCUAGGAAUUGCUGCCUUCGUCCUCUCUCUUCUGGUAUUAAUAACCAUCAUUGCUGGUCUUCUGCUGGUGGUAUGGCAAAGAAUCGGAAGCCCCAAAACUCCCUCCAGUCCUGCAGUGAAAGAAAAAGAUCCUGGACCCAAAUUUGAACCAAAGGGAGAUUUUCCUACAGAGGACGGUGAUGGAGACUACAUGAACUACACAGGCAAAAACAGUGCCUACACAGAUCUGGACCCUUCCAGUCUGUCUGCAGAUAACGAGUACUCGACUGUAUAAUAAACGCUGAGCUGACAGGUGGAAAUAAAAGCGAAAGAGAAAAAAAA